Scleropages formosus (Asian bonytongue) is the source of this 1036-nucleotide messenger RNA. RefSeq names its product gamma-crystallin M2-like. The record is from RefSeq and is a predicted model, not a curated record. Lineage: Eukaryota; Metazoa; Chordata; Actinopteri; Osteoglossiformes; Osteoglossidae. Gene Ontology annotation, molecular function: structural constituent of eye lens. Gene Ontology annotation, biological process: visual perception; lens development in camera-type eye. The annotation marks the transcript as partial. The transcript has a single exon.
UUUGGUGAUUUUUUUGAAAAACCACACUGUUGCAAGCAUCAUGGUUCAUUUAUUCAGUUUCUGAUAUCAACCCACAUUCCAUUUCAGAUCACCUUCUACGAGGAGAGGAACUUCGGCGGUCGCUCCUAUGACAGCAGCAGCGACUGUGCCGACCUCACAUCCUACAUGAGCCACUGCUACUCCUGCAGGGUUCACAGUGGCUGCUUCAUGGUCUAUGACCGCGCCAAUUACAUGGGGAACCAGUACUUUCUGAGGAGGGGAGAGUACCCCGACUGUAGGAGCAUGGGCAUGAGUGACUUCUUCAGAUCCUGCCGAAUGAUUCCCAUGGUAUUCAUUUGUUAUGCUGGUGGAACCUUUUUUCCUCUGCCGUUUGCAAAGAAAUUCUGUAUUUAUGCAUCUAAAAUCUCUGCACACAUUUAUUCUCCUUUAAUUUUAAAAUUAAAAAAGGGUUUUAGGUAUUCAUCAGUGUUCAACAGAAUUCCCUUUUCCUCUACACAGUACAGGGGAUCCUACAGAAUGAGGAUCUACGAGAGGGAGAACUUUGGAGGUCAGAUGUAUGAGCUGAUGGACGACUGCGACAAUAUCAUGGAUCGCUACCGCAUGUCCAACUGCAUGUCCUGCCACGUGAUGGAUGGCCACUGGCUCAUGUAUGAGCAGCCCCACUAUAGAGGAAGGAUGAUGUACUUCUGGCCUGGGGAGUACAGGAACUUCAGCAGCAUGGGAUGGGGCAGUGGCAUGAGGUUCAUGUCUAUGAGACGUAUCAUGGAUUCUUGGUAUUAAAAUUAAUAAUUUAAUAAAUUAAAUACAUUAAAAAAAGGCUCUGAAAAUUUGUUAAAUGUAGCAGUGUGAUCAAAGUUCUAAAAAUGUGCAAUGUACUUUUCAUUACAUGUAUAUUUAUUAUUAACCUACCACACUAACCUCACCCCACCCCCCAAAUGUGAAUACACGCUUCCUCAUACUGUCCUCCAGCAGCCCAGUAGCCAGGCACACAAUUUCACUUCUAGUACUUCAUUAGUAGAAUACACUAGCUAUAAAA